AUGACAGUCAAUGGCAAGCCCGAGUAUGGGAGGAGAUUGAUCCCUCAGAUCCUUGAUCGCCUGGCCUUGGCAGACCCAGACCGCAUAGUCUAUUCUAUUGCAUCCUUCUAUGAUGAUAAACCAAGCUUUCGAGACAUUACUGCUCGUGAGUUUACCAAAGCUGUUGACAAGACGGCGUGGUGGCUCCAUGAACAGUUACUCUCAACGAAUGGGGCUUCUGACGGACAUGCAAAUCUACUGUCAAAAGUCCAGGCUUUAGGUUACAUUGGACCUCACGACAUUCGCCACGUCCUUUUAACAUUUGGUGCUGUAAAGGCUGGUUGUGCAGCCUUAUUCCUAUCACCCAAGAACAAUGUCACUGGCGCAUUGGCUGUCCUAAAUGCAUCAGACUGUAACAUAUGGGUCAAGCCAAAAGAGCAGCCCAUCUUCCCUCUUUUAGAAGGGAUUCUGCAAGAGAGGUACAUGAAAAUUCUUGAGCUCCCAAGCAUCGAAGAGCUUCUGGAUGCUGGGUCUACGAAACCCUUCUCAUUUGACAAGACAUUCGAAAGGUCCAAGAAUGAGCCGUUUUGCAUUCUGCACACAUCAGGCACCACAGGCGUUCCAAAGCCAAUUCUCUGGACUCAUGCCUUGAUUGGUACUAUGGAUGCCGUUCGCCUGCUUCCACCCACUGAGGGAGAUGGUGGUCUAGCCCCGUGGAUGGAUAACUGGAAUCCUGGAGAUAGGAUUUACUCUUCCUUCCCCAUGAGUCAUGGUGCUGGUGUACUUAUGGAUAUUGUCAUACCCGCGUUAUGCAAUCUGCAUUGUAUCCUUGGGCCUGCGGGUGUCCUGCCCAAUCUUGGACUGCUUGAGUCCAUGGCCGAUCAUGCCAAGAUUGACAUUUGGAGCAUGGUUCCGUCUCUUGCUGAUGAGCUGGGCGAGAACCCCGCUAUGCUUGCCAAAUUCAAGUCUUCAAAGUUCAUUUGUGCUUCAGGUGGUCCUGUUAGCCCAGCCAUUGUUGCCAAGGUCAACAAAGUAGUCAGAGUUCUCAACCUGACGGGUACUACAGAAGGCCUCUUCAUCGGUAACCUUUGGGUACCGAGAGAGGACUGGCACUGGUUCGCCUUCCAUCCAUAUUCUGGAUUUGAGUUCAAGGAAGUACAGCCUGGUAUCUUUGAACACUGGGUCCACCGGAAUGAGCACUGGGAGUUCUUCCAGGGCAUCUUCCAUACGUUUCCCAACCUUUACUCUGUCAAUCUGAAGGACCUCUACGUCCGACAUCCCACAAACCCUAAUCUUUGGGCUUUCACUGGAAGAAGUGACGAUGUCGUCGUUCUUUCCAACGGCUACAAAAUCUCACCUCUAGAUACUGAGGCCCUCGUUACGACCCAUCAAGCAAUUGAAGGGUGCCUCUUGAUUGGGUCUGGGAAGCCGCAAGCAGGUCUGCUCAUUGAGCUUAAGGACCCCUCGGAGCGGAACAACAAGCUCUUUGACAGUAUCUGGGCAAUGAUUGAGAGAGCGAAUAACUCUACCUUCCAGAAGACCCGCAUUCAAAGGGAGUACAUUGCUUUCGCGGAGGCGGACAAGCCGUUUAUUCGCACUGACAAAGCGACAAUUAAACGUCGCGCGACGUUGGACUUAUAUGCGGACUUCAUCGAACGUUUCUAUAACUCGAGAUAUGAGGAAGGUGAAGACGAAGACUUUGAUCAAUUCUCAAUUGACACUGCGUCGAAUGAGACUAUUUUAGACUCUGUGACUCAAAUCAUGCAAUCCGUCCUUCCCGACGUUGAAGACUUCUGCCCCGAAGAAGAUGUCUUCGAUCUGGGACUGGACUCUCUUCUUGUUGUUCGAGUCAUCAGGAUCAUUCGCGCUGUUACAGGUCUCGAGGAGCAGCUUGCUCCGCGACACCUGUAUGCGUACCCGACUUUGGAAGAAUUCUCGUCGCAGCUCGCAAAGAUCCUGGACGAAGAGAAGUCGAAGAAAGCUGCUGCAUUUGAAGCUUCUAGUGGCGAGGCCUCGGCUGCGAUCAGCGGCACGAGCACUCCCAAGAAUACCGAUUCGGACAACCUGAAGAAGCUCGUUGCAGAGCGCAAGCGACGCCUCGGCGCGAAGAUGAACCCAUUCGAUGCUGUCAAUCCCAAUCACUAUAUGGGUCUCAACUUCUACUUUGCCCUUCGGCCAGGUGUUAGCUUUGAAGAGGCUUUUGCCAAGCUACAAAAUGGUCUCGCAAAAGCGUUCGAGAUCAUUCCCGAGCUCGAUGGCAAGAUGAUGCUCGCUUCAGAGCACGAAUUCGGCUACAAGAAGGGCGAAUAUCGCAUCACCAUUCCUCCUCAAUCGUCACCUGUACCUAGACAACUUGUUUACAAAGACUUGUCCAAGGUUCUUCCGUCAUUCUCUAAAAUGCGCGAAGCUGGAUUCUCGCCCUGUCUAUUUAGCGACGACUUGGUGCUAGAUUGUCCGCCUUUUCCUGCCAUGCCUGCUGAUAUCUUGCUCGCUCAAGCCAAUUUUGUCGACGGCGGGUGCAUCUUGGCUACGAACUUCAUUCACACAUGCCUUGACGCUGUAGGUGUUAUGAUGGCGAUCCGCGUCUGGGCCGAAUGCUGCAGACAUCUCGAGGGAGAUGAGACAGCCAGUUGCGACUGGUUUGAUCCCGAGAGCUUCAAUCAUGACUUGCCCGAGGUCAUCUGGCAGGAAGCUGGUUAUGCUAAACCUGCUGAGGAGGUCGACCCGGGUACUUGGGGCUACUUGCCAUUUCCCGAGAAGAUCGCAGAAGUAAGGACUCAACAGAAUGGUGUUGGACGUUCGUCGCAGAAUACUCUGCCUCCAGCACCCUUGUUCAAAACACAGCCUGUUUGGCCUGCUGCCCCGAGUGACAGAUCGCUGAACACGACCGUGUUCCUUCUUUCUGGCGAGAGCAUCCACAAGCUCAAGCAAGAAGCCCUGGCGGAUCCCAAUGCAAAGAAGCUCUCAACGUCUGUAAUUGAUGUCGUACAGGCGUUCUUUUGGCGCGCUUCAAUUAAGUCGCGCUACCGAGUGGCCAAAGAACAUCGUGGCCAAGCAUUUGGGCCCGAAGAAUUGUCGAUCUUGGAGAUGCCAAUUGAUGGCCGUCCAUAUUUCUCGUCCCAUCUGCCAUCGUCCUAUAUGGGUAGCUUGCUCAUCAUGAACCGUCCAACCAUGCCAAUUGAGACGCUCUGCGCGCCCGAUACGAGUGUUGCGCAAAUUGCAGGUUUGAUCCGUGAAUCAGCGACGAGAAUUACGCCUCGUUUGGUUCAUGACACCUUUACUCUGCUUCAAUCGAUGUCAGAAUACAGCAAGCCGGCAACGGCGAACAUGGGUCUCGAGCAUAUGAAUGCCAUGAUCUCCAACAUGAUGUUAUUCCAAACUAGCGACAUUUCAUUUGGCGACUCAUUCUUUGCUGGCGGUAGCCCUGAGGCCCUGAGACCACAGAUUGAGAGAGGUCACAGAAGAUUCAGGUUCUUGGUCAUUUCUCCGUUGAGAAAAGACGGAGGGGUAGAACUGGUUAUGGGCACGCUUCCUGAAGAAUUGAAGAUGCUUAUGAGUGAUGAGGAGUUUAUCAAGUAUGCAGUGCUCCUCGAUCACAAGACUGAAUGA
This is a messenger RNA of Fusarium coffeatum, 3588 nucleotides long. RefSeq lists its product as uncharacterized. Gene Ontology annotation, molecular function: phosphopantetheine binding. Bases 1 to 3588 code for a protein of 1195 amino acids. The record is from RefSeq and is a predicted model, not a curated record. NCBI's taxonomy places the organism in Eukaryota, Fungi, Ascomycota, Sordariomycetes, Hypocreales, Nectriaceae. The transcript has 5 exons.